This is a messenger RNA of Magallana angulata, 2685 nucleotides long. RefSeq names its product adenosine receptor A3-like. Bases 66 to 1043 code for a protein of 325 amino acids. Gene Ontology annotation, molecular function: G protein-coupled receptor activity. Gene Ontology annotation, cellular component: membrane. The transcript is spliced from 2 exons. The record is from RefSeq and is a predicted model, not a curated record. NCBI's taxonomy places the organism in Eukaryota, Metazoa, Mollusca, Bivalvia, Ostreida, Ostreidae. Gene Ontology annotation, biological process: G protein-coupled receptor signaling pathway.
UUAUUUUAUUUGACUAGGACGAUCGGAACUUAUCUUUGAGGAUUAGAGAAGAAUCAUUAAAAUCCAUGAAAAUGAACAACUGCACAGACUGUGAAGUUAAGACCAACAAUUUGACAAACAUCAACCCGCUCUCAGCACCUAUUGCUUCCAUGGGAUUGCUUGUAUCUAUGGUGAUCACAACGGUCAACUUGACUGUUCUUUUAAUAUUCCUGAAGAGCAAGUCCGUUCGAGCAAAUCGCCAUCAUAAUCUGGUCAUUUGUUUGUCAAUAUGCGAUCUUUCAAUCGGACUCAGUGGUUUUAUUGCCAGUAUUCGAAUGCUUAUCCCUGCUUGGUCAGGGUUAUAUGUUCCCUGCAUCUUGUCAUCAGUAAUUGUCGGCGUAGGCGUCUUUAUGUCCCUGUUUCAGACCUUCCUAAUCAGUUUCCAUAGAUUUUUGGUUGCCAUCGGCAGCCCUUGGAACGACCGCCUGCUGCAAGGAAAACGAAAGUACGCCAUCUACUCCUUGAGCUGGAGCGUCGUUUUGGCCCUACAUUACGCAUUAAUCAGACCUUACUCCGAGAAUUUAGAUAUCUGCAACAUCCAAAUAGUUUAUGGCAAAAAUUUUAAAUUUUUUAUGGGUGGAUAUGGAAUCACAGCUAUGGUUCUCAUGUUGUCGACAAUUAUCCUCUACUUAUUUACAUUAAACAGUGUCUGUAAAAGAUAUAUGAGAACAUAUGCGUGGCAAAUUCAAAUUGAACAUAAAACCACCUCAGCAACCUCCUCCAAUGAAAACACGCUUUACAACACCGAGGCGGGAAAAAAGAGGGUGUUUGAAUCGCUUAAAGUUGUUGGCAUGAUAAUAAGUCUGUUGGUCCUACUCACUGGACCCUUUGUCGUGGUCGUGUUUAUGACUUUGUUCCGAUUUGAGCCUUCUCAUUCAUUAAUCUUUAUCACCUGCCUUCUCUCCAGCAUUAACUCUAUUAUCAACCCCUUUAUUUACAGUUGGAAGAUCGAAUCGCUCAGAAAAGAAUUCAAGAUGCUUUUUCAAACAUGUCUGUCAUAUUGAAUUCAAUUUACACGUUUUUAUGAAAGACAUAUUUUUACUGACUUUGAUUGUACAUUUACAUGCAUAUAUAUAUAUUUAAAAAAUGAUUGUAAAUGAUGUCCCUUCAAGAACAACGAAUCGGACACAUGGCGAAUGAGGAGAUAAAAAUGAUGAAUCGGACAAAGGGAGAUGAGAAUAGCAAAUGCGUAAAUGGGUCCCUCUAUAUUCCCAUUCAAUAUGGCGACGUGCCGUUGAGAUUCGUAACUGAACAGUGAAUUUAGUUUUAAUCUGCAUCUGAAUGUGCUCACUUAAACGCAUUGCAAAGUUACGCAAGAUUUAAAUUUGCUCAUAAUGAUAGUGAAGUUUUUCAAGCUUUGAAAUGAAUGUAAUCAUUUGUUUCCCACUGUUAUUAUGUAUUUGAAAAAUGAACAUGAAUCAGGCCAAAAUAAAGUCACGAAUAUCAUAUUAUUAUCAAAAUUAUAAAUCCAUGAUCCAAUUCAGGUUUGAAAAUCGUGAGCAAAGGUACGUCGCAGACAUCACGUGAUGCUCUAACACAUUAGGCUGCUGAUUCCUCGGCAACAUGUGAAAGAACAUUAAAUCAACGAACCAAGACUCGUUAUACAGAGCGAUGAUUUUAAAAUGUUCAAUUAUGGAAAAGGAAAGAAGGCGCGGAAAAGAUAUAUGCAUCUUGUACUAUUACCAAUACUUUUCUAAUUCUGGAUGAAUAAAAUGGUACCCUCCUCCAAAAAAAAAAUAAAAGAAAAGAAAAACCCCAUAUUUAUGCGAAAUGUAGAAGCUGGUAAAAAUGUACUUCGACGACAAAAUGAACUUAAAAACACACGUAUUUAAUAAAGUUCAUCUCUCAUUAUUACAAUCGUGAACAUGUUUCUGAUUAUUUGGAAAGAAAAAGCGUGUUAAAUCUUUUAAGCCCUCCAGAUAGAUGUUAUAACCGUCAACUCAUCUUGUGAAUAUCACGUCCUUCUUGUGAUAGAUCGGCUAUAAAGUCGCACAAACAUCGGCAUAUAUAACAGUCGUAACUUAAUCUUAUACACGUUAAAUCUUGAAAUAACCAAGAGAUAUUUGUAAAACACGUAUGCCCCCAUUCCUUGGAAACAUCUGCAAAGAAAAUGAACGAAAACUACAAAUAAUUGAAAUUUUUCUACGUCCAAGGGGCAUAACUCUGUUGAAAAGGUCAUAUGGUGUAAAUGCAAUUAAAGUUUACACAAGUGAAAAGCUGUGAAUGUGACAGCAAACCGGGUUUUCUUUUCUGAGAACUGUAUCCAUAAUCCAUGUCAACCCUGAAUUGAUAAACACUACCUACCGUAUCCUGUGAAAUGGAGUACCCUAUAUGCAAUAUUUUGCCAAAAAAAGUUUAAAGGCUGAUAUUUUUUUUCAUAAAUUAUCACAUAUAAAAAUCCUAGCAAUAUGCACACCUCUUAUAUAUGUACAGUUGAUCUGCAAAACAAGUUCUUAUCUUGAAAACUGUAGGAGGAGUUAUCCGUACAAUAGGGGUACCCUAUAUGCGAUAUUCUGCGAGAAAAAGACAAAGUUCAGCAGCUGAUAUUUUUUUCAUAAACUAUCACAAAUCAAAAUCUUAGCAAUAUGCACACCUUUGAUAUAUGAACAAUUUGCAAAAGAAUAAUUUCCUAUCUUGAAAACUGUA